UCUUCUCUUUUAUUAUCUUUCUUUUUUCAUUUUAUUUUUAAGUACUUCUCCAGAUUUUGAUUCUUUUUGUGCAAAAGUAUAAUAAUUCCCCUAUAUUUAUCUGACUCUUCUUUUGUUAAAUUCUGUCAGAGAAAAAAACUCAGAAAACAAAAUUUUUAGUACUUUAGUUUGCAUAACUACUGUAUUAAAAUAAAUUUUAAUUCUUUUUAAUGGAAAAAUUUCAUCUUCUUCAUCUUUCUGUUCUGUUGCUGUUCUUGCCUGUACUUAAUGGAGAAUUAAUUACAGAAACAAAGGUAAAAGAUGGAUUAGAAGAAUGGGGUUAUGCUCAAGUUAGACCCAAAGCACACAUGUUUUGGUGGCUAUACAGAAGUCCUCACAGAGUUGAUAAUCCUUCUAAACCAUGGCCUACCAUUCUUUGGCUUCAAGGAGGACCUGGUGGAUCAGGAGUUAAAAUAGGGAAUUUUGAAGAAAUUGGACCAUUGGAUAGUGAUUUAAAGCCAAGAAAUUCAACAUGGCUUCAUGUAGCUGAUCUUUUAUUUGUGGAUAAUCCAGUUGGAACAGGAUACAGUUUUGUAGAAGAUAUAAAUGUAUUGGUGAAAACAGAUGUAGAAGCAGCAACAGAUUUGAGUGUAUUGUUGGAGAAGAUAUUUAAUGGAAAUAAAAGUCCAUUGUACAUUGUAGCAGAGUCUUAUGGUGGAAAAUUUGCAGUCACUCUUGCCUUAUCAAUUGUUAAAGCUAUUGAAGCAGGAAAAUUGAAGCUUAAUUUUGGAGGAGUGGCAUUGGGUGAUAGUUGGAUCUCCCCUGAAGAAUUUGUGGCUUCAUGGGGCCCUCUUCUAAAAGAUUUAUCAAGGCUUGAUACUAAUGGUUUAAAGAUUGCAAACAGAAUAACAGAGAAGAUUAAGCAGCAAAUUAAAACCGGUCUUUUUGUCAAUGCAACAACUUCAUGGAGUGACCUUGAAGAUGCAAUUUCCUUUAGAAGCAACAAUGUGGAUUUCUAUAAUUUUCUUUUGGAUUCAGGAGAAUCUUCAUCAUCAUCAUCAUCUUUGACAGAUUCAAAAACAACAACAUCAGGAAAUUUAAAGGGAAUUACUGCAUUAAAAAGAUACUCUACAUAUCUAAAUUCUUUGAGCUCUAUUCCUGGUUCUGAUAGUAAUGCUGAAAAGGAUAAUUUAAUGGAUGUCAUACUUAGAAAGAAGCUCAAGAUUAUCCCCGACAAUUUCUUAUUUGGAGAGCAGUCAGAUAAAGUUUUUGAUGCAAUGCUUGGCGAUUUUAUGAAACCAAGGAUUACUGAGGUUGAUGAACUUCUUGCUAAAGGGGUGAAUGUAACUGUAUAUAACGGACAGCUUGAUCUUAUAUGUUCAACAAAGGGAACAGAAGCAUGGGUUCAAAAACUCAAGUGGAAAGGGCUACCGAAUUUCCUGAGCCAGGACAGAACUCCCUUGUAUUGUGGUGAAAGUAAAAGUACAAAAGGGUUCACCAAGUCAUAUCAGAAUCUGCAUUUCUAUUGGAUUCUUAAGGCUGGCCAUUUUGUACCAGUAGAUCAGCCAUGCAUUUCAUUAGAGAUGGUGGCUACAAUAAUACAAUCGCCAGCAGUAUUCAAAAGCUAGAUUUAGGAAAACAGUUAAUAAAGGCAGAGGAAGAGAAGUUUGAAAUUUUGUAUUACUAUGAUGUUACACUUCUUUUCUUUUGAAAAUUGUCUUAGCCAAUUCACAAUAUGUAAAUUUCUUGUCUACAACACACUUUUUAUAUGUUCUUCUCAUUAAAAAAUUAUUUUUAGAUAAAA
This is a messenger RNA of Mercurialis annua (annual mercury), 1783 nucleotides long. RefSeq names its product serine carboxypeptidase-like 51. Gene Ontology annotation, biological process: proteolysis. Gene Ontology annotation, molecular function: serine-type carboxypeptidase activity. The coding region runs from base 210 to 1607 and encodes 465 amino acids. The record is from RefSeq and is a predicted model, not a curated record. The transcript has 13 exons. NCBI's taxonomy places the organism in Eukaryota, Viridiplantae, Streptophyta, Magnoliopsida, Malpighiales, Euphorbiaceae.